GGGGCCUGGGGCUAGCGCCGCGGGGCUGCCCUGCACGAAGGGCUCAGCUGUCAGUGCGCCUGCGCGGGAGGCCAGUAGGUAGCCAAUUGUCCCUGGACGCCUCGCUAGGGCCCUGCUGUCAUUGCGCCUGCGCGAGAGGCCAGUAGGUUGCCAAUGCUCCCCGGACUCCCCGCCAGAUCCCUCCUGUCAGUGCGCCUGCGCGAGGGCUGGGCGCCGCGGUUCUUGACUUUUCUGUGCCGGACGCCGGGUGUAGACAUGCAGCAAGCCGACUCUGAGCAGCCCUCCAAGAGGCCCCGUUGCGAUGACAGCCCGAGAACCCCCCCAAACACCCCUUCCGCAGAGGCAGACCGGUCCUUGGGCCCGGAACUCCAUCCCGACCACAAGACUUGGGGCCCGGAGCAGGUGUGCUCCUUCCUCAGGCGCGGUGGCUUCAAAGAGCCGGGGCUGAUGAAGAACAUCCGAGAAAAUAAAAUCACAGGCUCAUUACUGCCCUGUCUUGAUGAGUCUCAUUUUGAAAAUCUUGGAGUAAGGUGUCAUGGGCCAUUUUCUCACAUGUUUGAUGGACGAUUUAUUCCACUUGCUCGCCCGGAAGUGAAAUGGACACAUGAACAAGGCUCAGUUAAGAUGUUUGAGCACCUAAUUAAUUCUAAUGGACUCAAGGCUGUCAUGGAAAGCUAUGGUCUCAUCCCUGAAGAAGAUAUUUGCUUUAUCAAGGAACAAAUUGCAGGACCACUUGAAUCACCUAUCAAAAAAGAUUCUUUGUGGCCAUAUAAAGGGCGUCCUAAAGAGAAAAGCUUCCUUUAUGAGAUAGUGGCUAAUAAAAGAAAUGGCAUUGAUGUGGACAAGUGGGAUUAUUUUGCCAGGGAUUGCCAUCAUCUUGGAAUCCAAAAUAAUUUUGAUUACAAGCGUUUUAUUAAGUUUGCCCGUGUCUGUGAAGUAGAAAGCAAGUUGCAUAUUUGUACUAGAGAUAAGGAAGUUGGAAAUCUGUAUGACAUGUUCCACACUCGCAACUGUUUACACCGUAGAGCUUAUCAACACAAAGUUGGCAACAUCAUUGAUACAAUGAUUACAGAUGCGUUCCUCAAAGCAGACCCCUACAUAGAGAUUACAGGUACUGAAGGAAAGAAGUAUAGCAUUUCUACAGCAAUUGAUGACAUGGAAGCCUACACUAAGCUUACAGAUAACAUUUUUCUGGAGAUUUUAUACUCUACUGAUCCCAAAUUGAAGGCGGCACAAGAGAUUUUAAAAAGUAUUGAAUACCGUAAUUUAUACAAGUAUGUGGGUGAGACCCAGCCAACAGGACAAAUAAAGAUUAAAAGGGAGAGCUAUGAAUGUCUUCCAAAAGAGGUUGCUGAUGCUAAACCCAAAGUACCGCUAGAAGUAAAGCUGAAGGCUGAACAUUUUAUAGUGGAUGUUAUCAACAUGGAUUAUGGAAUGCAAGACAAGAAUCCAAUUGAUCAUGUUCGAUUCUAUUGUAAGAGUGACCCCAGCAAAGCAAUAAUGAUUACCAAAAACCAGGUUUCACGACUUCUGCCAGAGAGAUUUGCAGAGCAGCUGAUUCGAGUAUACUGUAAGAAGACAGAUGCGAAGAGUUUGUAUGCUGCACAACAACAUUUUGUUCAAUGGUGUUCCGACAAAAAUUUUACCAAGCCGCAGGAUGGCGAUGUUGUAGCCCCACUCAUAACACCUCAGAAAGAUGAAUGGAACUACAGGGCCUCAGCCCAAACUCCAGCUCGCCUCCGAGAAGCACCCAAAAGCAGGCUCCAGCUUUUUAAGGAUGACCCGGUAUAAUAUCUGCAGGUGGUUGUUUACAAAUGCCCUCCCCCACACAAUUAACUUAGGGGCUUCAGUCAUAGAAUUCUGCAAAUUUGAUGACAACACAUGCUUUAAUUUUGUAUUUUGAAUGUACACACAUGCUGAAGAGAAGUAAUUUUUAAUCAAAGAAAUAAGAUGGUAUUAGGCAAAUCUUAUUAUAUAUGAAAAGCAUUACCUUGCCUAUUUUUAAUAUUAAUUAAAGCUUUUCUCCUUUGGUA
Cebus imitator (Panamanian white-faced capuchin) is the source of this 2033-nucleotide messenger RNA. It is a transcript of the gene SAMHD1, whose product is annotated as SAM and HD domain containing deoxynucleoside triphosphate triphosphohydrolase 1. Gene Ontology annotation, cellular component: nucleus. Gene Ontology annotation, molecular function: dGTPase activity. Lineage: Eukaryota; Metazoa; Chordata; Mammalia; Primates; Cebidae. The record is from RefSeq and is a predicted model, not a curated record. Bases 154 to 1791 code for a protein of 545 amino acids. Gene Ontology annotation, biological process: regulation of innate immune response; dGTP catabolic process; defense response to virus. The transcript is spliced from 13 exons.